Molecule: messenger RNA, 793 nt
Organism: Nematostella vectensis (starlet sea anemone)
Lineage: Eukaryota; Metazoa; Cnidaria; Anthozoa; Actiniaria; Edwardsiidae
Product: thialysine N-epsilon-acetyltransferase
Exons: 5
Coding region: 8-643 (211 amino acids)
Molecular function (GO): N-acetyltransferase activity
Source: RefSeq, a predicted model, not a curated record
GGCUCAUAUGUAUACGCUACAUCCGAGGGGGUCAGACGCAAGUACACGUAUUAUGGAGAAUACUGAAGAAACGAGCGAAGUUCCUGCACAGUUGAGCUGUUGGCGUAUUCGAGCAGCCUCCCCUGGGGAUAUCCCGGCCAUUCUACAGUUGAUUAAGGAUCUAGCAGUUUAUGAGAAAGAACCAGAGAGUGUGGUAGAAAUAAAUGAGCAAGUUCUUCAAAAGGACUGUUUUGGAGAGGAAAGGUGGUUUGAAUGUCUUGUAGCCGAAGAGUAUGACAAGAAUCACCUGAAACCAGAAGGUACUAAAUCAUCAACCCCAAUGCCAUCACACCAUCAUAGGGUUGUUGGUUAUGCUCUGUACUUUCAUGCAUACUCAACGUGGCAAGGAAGAAUGCUGUUCUUAGAAGACAUUUUUGUGACACCAAAAUCAAGAGGGCAAGGGAUAGGGAAAACAUUCUUAAAAGAACUGGCCAAGAUUGCUAUUCACAAGGGAUGCUGUAAAAUCAAGUGGCAUGUUCUGGACUGGAAUAAAUUAGCAAUUAACUUUUACGACAGUAUUGGCACUGAUAUUGAGGGUGAGUGGAGACUUUGCUGUCUAGGAACAACUGCUAUGAUGGAACUAUCUGGCAAGGCUGGCAACUAGCAUCCAGGUCAAGAGUACAGACAAGCUGGAUACUGUAAUUUUAAUUUUCUGCACUGUAUUUAUAUCAACUUUCGUGUUGAAUUUUCACCUUUUGAAAAUGAUUGCAAAAAUAAAAAAAUAUAAAUAAAUAAAAUAUAUAAAAAAAUAAAA